CUUCACUAGUGGUGGCGGCUGUUUCCGGGCUUAGGGGGCCGGAGCGGCCGCCGGGUAGGAGGCGUUGGUGGCCGCGGCUGGGGAGUGCAGAGUGCGGGCUUGGGGGCCAGGCCCUGCCGAAGGCAGGGAAAGUUACCUUUUCUUUCCCGAAGGGGCCGGUAGAGCCGGUGGCUGAGCGACAAGAUGAAUUUCCUCCGCGGGGUAAUGGGGGGUCAGAGCGCCGGACCCCAGCACACAGAAGCCGAGACGAUUCAAAAGCUUUGUGACAGAGUGGCUUCAUCUACUUUAUUAGAUGAUCGAAGAAAUGCUGUGCGUGCUCUCAAAUCAUUAUCUAAGAAAUACCGCUUGGAAGUGGGUAUACAAGCUAUGGAACAUCUUAUCCAUGUAUUACAAACAGAUCGUUCGGAUUCUGAAAUAAUAGGUUAUGCUUUGGACACACUGUACAAUAUAAUAUCUAAUGAUGAAGAAGAAGAAGUAGAAGAAAAUUCCACAAGACAGAAUGAGGAUUUGGGAAGCCAGUUUACAGAAAUUUUUAUUAAGCAGCCGGAAAAUGUCACUCUGCUGUUAUCUUUGUUGGAGGAAUUUGAUUUCCAUGUCCGCUGGCCUGGUGUGAAGCUUCUUACUUCUCUUUUAAAACAACUAGGACCUCAGGUGCAGCAAAUUAUUUUAGUCAGUCCCAUGGGUGUUUCAAGAUUGAUGGACUUAUUAGCGGAUUCCAGGGAAGUUAUACGUAAUGAUGGUGUGUUACUACUGCAGGCACUAACACGAAGCAAUGGAGCAAUCCAGAAAAUUGUUGCUUUUGAAAAUGCUUUUGAGAGACUACUGGACAUUAUUACAGAGGAGGGGAACAGUGAUGGAGGUAUAGUAGUGGAAGAUUGUCUGAUUUUGCUCCAAAACUUGUUAAAAAACAACAAUUCCAAUCAAAAUUUUUUUAAAGAAGGCUCAUAUAUUCAACGUAUGAAACCUUGGUUUCAUGUUGGAGAUGAAAAUUCUGGCUGGUCUGCACAGAAAGUGACUAAUCUGCACGUAAUGCUACAGCUUGUUCGCGUGCUGGUCUCUCCCACCAACCCUCCUGGGGCUACGAGCAGCUGCCAGAAAGCCAUGUUCCAGUGCGGCCUGCUGCAGCAGCUCUGCACCAUCCUCAUGGCCACGGGCGUUCCUGCUGACAUCCUGACCGAGACCAUUAAUACUGUAUCAGAAGUUAUUCGAGGCUACCAAGUAAACCAAGACUACUUUGCUUCUGUAAAUGCACCUUCAAACCCACCAAGGCCGGCAAUUGUCGUUCUUCUCAUGUCCAUGGUCAAUGAAAGGCAGCCGUUUGUACUGCGCUGUGCUGUUCUCUAUUGUUUCCAGUGUUUCUUAUAUAAAAAUCAGAAAGGACAAGGAGAAAUUGUGUCAACGCUCCUACCUUCCACUAUUGAUGCAACAGGUAACUCGGUCUCCGCGGGUCAGUUACUGUGCGGAGGUCUGUUUUCCACCGAUUCGCUUUCAAACUGGUGUGCUGCCGUGGCCCUUGCCCACGCUUUGCAAGAAAACGCUACCCAGAAGGAACAACUGCUCAGGGUGCAACUUGCUACGAGCAUUGGCAACCCCCCGGUGUCUUUACUGCAGCAGUGCACCAACAUCCUGUCACAGGGUGAUAAGAUCGACAGACGGGGAAGCAAAAUACAGACAAGAGUUGGAUUAUUGAUGCUGCUCUGUACCUGGCUGAGCAACUGUCCCAUUGCGGUCACGCAUUUCCUUCACAAUUCGGCCAAUGUUCCAUUUCUUACAGGACAAAUUGCAGAAAAUCUUGGCGAGGAAGAGCAGUUGGUCCAAGGCUUAUGUGCCCUUUUGUUGGGCAUUUCAAUUUACUUCAAUGAUAACUCACUUGAGAGCUACAUGAAAGAGAAAUUAAAACAACUAAUAGAGAAGAGGAUUGGCAAAGAAAACUUCAUAGAGAAACUAGGAUUUAUCAGCAAACAUGAGUUGUAUUCCAGAGCAUCUCAGAAACCACAGCCAAACUUUCCCAGUCCAGAAUACAUGAUAUUUGAUCAUGAGUUCACGAAGCUGGUAAAAGAACUUGAAGGUGUGAUAACUAAGGCUAUUUAUAAGUCCAGUGAAGAGGAUAAAAAAGAAGAAGAGGUGAAGAAAACAUUAGAACAACAUGACAGUAUUGUGACUCACUACAAAAAUAUGAUUCGAGAACAAGAUCUGCAACUUGAGGAAUUAAAGCAGCAGAUUUCUACGUUAAAAUGUCAAAACGAGCAGCUCCAAACGGCAGUCACACAGCAAGUAUCUCAGAUUCAGCAACACAAAGAUCAGUACAAUCUUCUUAAAGUACAGCUAGGAAAAGAUAAUCAGCAUCAGGGUUCCUACAGUGAUGGGACUCAGGUGAAUGGCGUUCAGCCAGAAGAAGUUGGUAGGUUACGAGAAGAAAUAGAAGAAUUAAAAAGUAAUCAGGAACUUUUACAAAGCCAGCUGGCUGAAAAGGACUCUCUGAUUGAGAAUUUGAAAUCUUCCCAAGCAUCGCCUGGCACAAAUGAACAGUCUUCAGCACCAGCUUCUGCUAGAGAUUCUGAACAAAUUGCAGAAUUAAAACAGGAGCUGGCAACAUUAAAGUCUCAGUUAAACUCACAAUCUGUGGAGAUCACCAGACUGCAGACAGAAAAGCAGGAGCUGUUAAGGAAAACCGAAACAUUUGCGAAAUCAGCUCCUGCACCAGGAGAGAGUGAAGCCGGAGCGGCCGCCAAGACCACCGACGUGGAGGGCAGACUGUCGGCGCUGUUACAGGAGACGAAGGAGUUAAAGAAUGAAAUUAAAGCUCUCUCUGAGGAACGGAGCGCCAUCAAAGAGCAGCUGGACGCCUCGAACAGCACCAUUGCCAUUUUACAAAACGAAAAAAACAAGCUCGAGAUGGACGUUACAGAUUCCAAAAAAGAACAGGACGAUCUGUUGGUGCUGUUGGCUGAUCAGGACCAGAAAAUAUUUUCAUUAAAGAAUAAACUCAAGGAGCUUGGUCAUCCGGUAGAAGAAGAGGAUGAACUUGAAUCCGGAGACCAGGAUGAUGAGGAAGAUGAAGAUGAAGACGAUGGCAAGGACCAGGGGCCGAUGUAGCCUCCAGACCUCUAGGAAUGAUAGAGCUUGUAUUGUAACUUUGAAGAUGGAGUCUUAAGACAGUGCUUUGGUUUGCCUCCGCAGAAAAUAAAGAUUUAGAAACCCAAGUUGAAAACA
This is a messenger RNA of Neogale vison (American mink), 3213 nucleotides long. It is a transcript of the gene USO1, whose product is annotated as USO1 vesicle transport factor. Gene Ontology annotation, biological process: endoplasmic reticulum to Golgi vesicle-mediated transport; vesicle fusion with Golgi apparatus; intracellular protein transport. Lineage: Eukaryota; Metazoa; Chordata; Mammalia; Carnivora; Mustelidae. The record is from RefSeq and is a predicted model, not a curated record. Gene Ontology annotation, cellular component: endoplasmic reticulum; ER to Golgi transport vesicle membrane; Golgi membrane. Gene Ontology annotation, molecular function: protein binding. The coding region runs from base 184 to 3096 and encodes 970 amino acids. The transcript has 25 exons.